CUCUCUGCUGUUUUCUCGUCGUCCAAGCCCACACCCAUUUCAUUCAAUUCUAGCACCCACUACCACUACCAUGUCUACCAACACGAACAACAACGGCAUUGCCAUCCCCACCGCUGGUAGUGGCUACCUCGGUGUCACCGGUGAUGGUGUCAAGAUUGAGCAGCUUGCGAUGCGCUCCAUGGAGGAGACCGGCGCUGCCUCUGUCACAGUCGGACUCUACUUUCAGGGGCCUGGCCUUGAUCAUCCCACCCAAGUCACUGCAGUCAUCGACCGCGAGGGCAACCUUCGCGUCAUCGAUCGCACCUCCGACACCGCCCCUGCCAACAACAGCAACAACUAGUUCCAUCGACUGGUCGUCGCGUGCCAACCUUGGCGGAAAGAAUUGAGGAGACUUGUGUCGGGCUGAUAGCAGCAGUGGGAGGAAUGGAGCAAAGGACAUAGCUCAAUACGAAUCAUCCACGC
This is a messenger RNA of Fusarium odoratissimum NRRL 54006, 462 nucleotides long. RefSeq lists its product as uncharacterized. NCBI's taxonomy places the organism in Eukaryota, Fungi, Ascomycota, Sordariomycetes, Hypocreales, Nectriaceae. The transcript is spliced from 3 exons. The record is from RefSeq and is a predicted model, not a curated record. Bases 71 to 340 code for a protein of 89 amino acids.